Messenger RNA from Peniophora sp. CBMAI 1063, 2343 nucleotides. The record is from the annotation of a GenBank genome assembly. NCBI's taxonomy places the organism in Eukaryota, Fungi, Basidiomycota, Agaricomycetes, Russulales, Peniophoraceae.
AUGCCUAUUGUGCACCCCUCGCCCGAUCCAGACGAUGCGCUACCACCAACUGCUAUCCUUCAUGAUCACGAUGCGCCAUGCUCUGUCCCGUCAAAUCCUGAAGCCAUGGGCCAGUGGGCAACUCGGCAGCUGACCAGUAGGAGCUGGGCUGCAGGUCUUCCCACAAGUCCGCUAAGGUUUUCAAUAGCGUAUUUAAGCGAGCUUCCCCUCGUGCGGAACCACUUCUACGCAGCAAAGAACUUUCGAAAGCGCAAGAUGCCUGUCAGGCUUCCUCCAGUUCUUACUUGGACAGUUCAGGACCUGCGCACUCUAACUACCGUCGAGACGGUCAAUGCUAUGUCUACAUUCCUCCGAUCGACACCCUGGCAGUACACAUUACAAGACGAGGUGUCAUUUUCUGGCAUGGAAAUGGCAUGGCUCAUCGUUCUCGGAUUCAUGAUGUACUUCGACGCGUACUCGACCACAUCACCAGAGCUUCUACUUGGUCACCUCGAUCUAGGACGUUUGGUCAACACAUUCAAGGAGUACAUUCAGCGUCUGUCUCAGGAGUUCACAUACCCUCGCUUUGGCCCUUCUGCAAAAUACGGAGUUGCUCCCAGUCGUGAGGCGUAUCUGUUCACAGUGAUCUCAGCGGAGGAGCCUUUCGUUCGGCUUUUGCAGCUCAUUGAACAUCUGCCGGACACGGGCUCACCGUCGCCAACUACUCUUCUCUCGGGCAAAGACUUCCCUUCAUGGCAGUCUCCUCGGUGUGGGCUUCCACCAUCCAUGCAUGCAGAUGUGCAUACCGUUGAUGCCCUUCAUGCGUGGCUUGUGGCUCCUCCGUCCUUCCUAAAUGAGGUCGGCACACUCAUCUCUGGAAGAGAGCAGGUUCUUCUGGAUAUGCUCAAGGCGGUCUGUCUAUACUCCGAUGUUCAGAGUAUACUCUUCGAGGAUUGGGAUGCUAAGGGCCAACUCGCAAACUCGUGCUUACGCUCUGCGGGCCUUGACUUCACGUCUUUGCUUCUGGAGUGGGCCGAGGCUCGCGUACUGAUGCUCGAACAAGCUGUCGGACCUAUUCCUGAUAGGGAUAUGGGCGAUCCAACACUUCCGCCCUCAAACCUCGAUAUCGAGUUGUCCGGUCCCGCACGUAGCCCUAGUCCCGCCGGUCCCGCCAGUCCCGCACACCCAGCCAGUACCGCAGGUACCGCCAGUACCGCAGCGCGAGCGGUACCGGCGGACCCAAUUGGACACGACAACCAUCUGUCCACGACAGAUCCGGGCACAGGAGUACUGCGUCGUCCCGUGACACCCGACCCUCAGUAUCUUGAAGCUGCACGUGCCAUCCCUCGUGAUCGCUCUCAAAUGCAGGCCAUGAUACACGAGAGUACCCAACCCCCGGUGACAGAGCGCGACAUAAGGCGGAAGGUCGCGAUAGAGGCAUACAACAGACGCGACGACCAGGUGCAGCGAAAUACUCAAAUACGAUCCGAUAACAAGCGGCUUGAUGCUGAACGCUCUCGAUCGACUACUCGUGCUGCACCUGAGCCACGCCCUACUAUGUCCGAAUUGCCUCGUCUUCCCACUCCUGCUUUGCCCUCGCAUUCUCCAUCUGGUAAUCCGGAGCAAACAUUGCCUCCUUCUCCACCUCCUCCCCGCAAGCGUCGCCCGAAGCCUGUUGAGGUACAGGCACUGGCCAAGGUUACUGUCACCCGUCCGCUUCCAAAGCGCAAAGUGAAGCCUUCACAGGCUGCUGUCAAGCGCCAGAAGGCUGCUGCUGUAGGGUCAGCUCGAGCGAAGCGUUUGCCACCCAAUAAGCGCCCACUUCCCUCAACACGUAAGCGUGCCGAGGAGCCCGAUUCGGAUCUGGAGGAUGACAGUACGCCAACACUGUCUGAUGCCGAGACUGCGUCCCCUACUCAUCGCUCACAACCCGAGGGCAACGCCGACCUCUCUGAUGCAGUAGACGAUGUUGAAUUACCGCCAACAAUCAGUCAUCUUGCUCAUCAAGCUGCUACAUCACCUUCUGCUCGACGUCGAAAGCGUCGGCGGCAAGACACCGUCACUCAACGCGAUCAGGAGGCAAGUCAGGAAAACGCACCUGCAGAUUCACAAUCUUCACCAUCAGCGCAUCGUCCACUCUCUAAACGAAAGCGUGUUGAGGUCUUAAUGCCCGCCAAACCAAAGUCUUACGUAGUUGGACACCCGAAGCCCAAACCACGCGCUGUUCUUCGCCCGGGGUCCCGAGCAGCUCGAGCUGCUGCCGCCGCGCAGGGCAGCGUACAGCACAAUACUUCCACUGAGGUUAUUGUCCCGCAGUCACCAGAAGCCCAUGCACGACUUCGAAAGAGGUCCAGACUGGAUUAG